This is a messenger RNA of Vespa mandarinia (Asian giant hornet), 1618 nucleotides long. It is a transcript of the gene puml, whose product is annotated as pummelig. Gene Ontology annotation, biological process: phosphatidic acid biosynthetic process; lipid homeostasis. Gene Ontology annotation, cellular component: lipid droplet; mitochondrion. Lineage: Eukaryota; Metazoa; Arthropoda; Insecta; Hymenoptera; Vespidae. Gene Ontology annotation, molecular function: carboxylic ester hydrolase activity; lysophosphatidic acid acyltransferase activity. The record is from RefSeq and is a predicted model, not a curated record.
AAAAUCUGAAUGUUUCUUUGAAUACGACCUUAUCACGUUUAGUUGUAUACUAUGUUGAUAUAUAUGACACACGUUUGCACAAAAUCACGUAAUAAAUUUUAUAUUACAUCAUCAAUCAGUACACCUCGCAUCAUUUAAUUAUAAUUUUCAAUCUGCGUAUUUGAUACCAAAAAUUUCAGAAUAAGUAUGGCAAAAUAUCGACUUUUCUAUUAAUAAAAUACGAUUAAAAUAUGAUCGAUGAUCAAAGAUAAUCUUAAUAUCAAAUAAUUUACGUAUAUUAUAAGAUUAUAAAGUAAGAAUUAUAUCAAUAAUUCUUACAUUAUAUUUUCAAAAUAUGAAAAAGUUGGUUUUGGGGAUGGUUUAGCUGGUCAGGAUCAUCCUCAACCAUGUUACGUGCUGCAGAGAAAAAGAUACUUUCUUGUUUAAAAACAGCAUACCGAGGAUGGUAUGUAGAUAUUGGUCCCGUAGUUGGUACAGCCGAUAAAAUAUGGACUAUAUCUUUGAACGAAGAAUCGGCCAAAACCCCUAUUGUUCUCUUACAUGGUUUGGGUGCAGGUGUAGCUCUUUGGUGCUUAAAUUUUGAUGCACUUGCAUCGCAAAGACCAGUAUAUGCUAUAGAUCUUUUAGGUUUUGGUAGGAGUAGUAGGCCAGUUUUUAGUUCAGAAGCAAAAGAAGCAGAGGAACAGUUAGUUCGUUCUAUUGAAGAAUGGAGGAGAGAAAUGCAAUUAGAAAAAUUUGUAUUGUUAGGACAUUCAAUGGGUGGUUUCCUUGCUGCAUCCUAUACUAUGCAACAUCCAGAAAGAGUAAAACACUUGAUUCUUGCGGAUCCUUGGGGAUUCCCAGAGAGACCUUCGGAAGUAGCAAUAAAAGCAAAUGUUCCUCUUUGGGUUAAAGCCAUAGCUUUUGUAGUACAGCCCUUAAAUCCUCUUUGGGCAGUAAGAGUCGCAGGUCCAUUUGGACAAUGGCUUAUUGAAAAAACUAGGCCAGACAUAGUUAAGAAAUUCUCUUCAUUUUUGAAAGAUGAUACAGGAGUAAUUUCACAAUAUAUACAUCAAUGCAAUGCCCAAACUCCAUCUGGUGAAAGUGCUUUUCAUGCCAUGAUGCAAGGUUUUGGUUGGGCAAAGAAUCCUAUUGUGAAACGAAUGGAUAAAUUAAAUCCAGAAAUUCCGAUAACAUUAUUAUACGGUAGCCGUUCUUGGGUAGAUAAUUCGGCUGGUGAGGCUAUCAAACAAUCUCGUUUGUCAUCGUACGUUAAUGUACAAGUUAUAACAGGAGCAGGACAUCAUGUUUAUGCUGAUAAGAGUGACAUAUUUAAUAAAUACGUAUUGGAAGCAUGUACUUUAAGCGAUUCAACUCAGUCCUUAUUAAAUUCGCAUAUACAUGCAAGUUUAAAAUAUGCAAUAGAAAAUAAUGAUUUAUCGAAAAUUGAAAAUAAUACGUCUGAACCUCAAAGAAUAGAUGAAGAACAAGAAUUAGAUGCACAACGUCCAAGGUCUAGUUAAUGUAUAUUUUAUUAUUUUAUAAAAUAGAAUUUUAUAAUUAUGUACACAUGCAUAUAUGAAUUGUACAUGAACUGCAUGUAUUAACAUGUAAUAUUUAAAAAAAGAAAAAAAAAAAA